Xenopus tropicalis (tropical clawed frog) is the source of this 2076-nucleotide messenger RNA. RefSeq names its product tyrosine-protein kinase SRK2-like. NCBI's taxonomy places the organism in Eukaryota, Metazoa, Chordata, Amphibia, Anura, Pipidae. Gene Ontology annotation, cellular component: endomembrane system. The transcript is spliced from 9 exons. Gene Ontology annotation, biological process: regulation of developmental process; cell development; neuron differentiation. The coding region runs from base 59 to 1765 and encodes 568 amino acids. The record is from RefSeq and is a predicted model, not a curated record. Gene Ontology annotation, molecular function: ATP binding; transferase activity; nucleotide binding.
GAAUUCUCCUGGGACUUCCUUGAGUCACACACAGCAGCCUCUCCCUGCACGGGGCACUAUGGGGCUGAGAGUGUGCAAGCGGAUCUGCCCCUGCUGCCCCCCCUGCCAGGGCACUGAGCAACCAGACCGGGGCCCCUCAUCCAAAUUCUACCCUCCCCCUGCUGGCAAUCUGCCACCCUCACUGCCGGGCACAAGGGGGAAGGGGCAGGGAACCCCACAGGUUACGCGGUACAAGAUGCACCUUACGGGCACCAGUGGGCAAGGCUGGGCACCCAGUGGGCAAGGGAAGGAGAACCCGGGCUUUGUUCCCCAAGAUGAAUUGGACAAUCCUAUGAGGAUGGAGCCCCAACUUAUCCAUGAGCCCCAACAUCCAUCUCCUGAGCAACCCAGUGUGGGGGUCCUGCACCCCAAGCAGCUGAGUAGGGCGGCCAAGGUCUCCAUGUACAGCUACACUGCCCGCUCCCCUGGGGGCAUGGACGUGCAGAGGGGGGACCGGCUGGAAGUCAUUGGCACCAAGGGGCCCUGGGUCCUUGUACAGAGAGAGACUGGCAGGGGCCCGGCCCAAACCUGCUACAUCCCCAAAAGCUUCUUGGCCGACGCGGGGAGUCUGGAAGCCGAGGACUGGUACUUCGGGGGGAUACGGCGCAUGGAUGCCAAGCGAUUCCUCCUGCAGGAGCCCAAUGGCAGCGGCUCAUUCCUGGUCUGGCACAGCGACGCCUCCUAUUGGCUCUCUGUGCGUGUGGAGCAGACCGUUCGCCAUUACAGGAUCACUCAGGCCCAGGGGGCAUAUUACCUGGUGGAACGGGCGGCGUUUCGGACCCUGGGGGCGCUGGUUCUGUACUAUCAGCAGCAGAGCGAUGGGCUGUGCACUCGGCUGGGCAAACCCUGUGUGUGGCUGGACGUGCCCAGGAUGCCCAGUCUGUGCCACACAGCCGUCGAUCAGCUGGAGAUCAGCCCCAACUCCAUUGAGCGAAUCAGGAAAUUGGGCAGAGGGAGCUUCGGCCUCGUCUGGUUGGGCAAAUGGAACGGAACCACCCAGGUGGCAAUUAAGGAACUUCAAGUGACGGCGCAGUCGCUGCAGAAGUCGCUGUACGGGGAGGCAGAUACAAUGUGGAAGCUGAGCCACGAGCGGCUGCUGAAGUUAUACGCUGUGUGCCUGCAGGUCUCCCCUGUAUUCAUUGUCACUGAGUAUAUGGAGAGGGGCACCCUGAAACGCUACCUCCGGGAUCAUCAGCAGAACCGCAACCUGGAGCUCCAGCAGCUCAUGGACUUUGCUGCACAGAUUUGCCAGGGGAUGGGGUACAUGGAGCAGAAUCUUUGUGUUCAUCGUGACCUGCGAGCGGAGAAUAUUCUGCUUUCCGCCAUGUUGUCCUGUAAAAUUGGAGACUUUGGAUUGGCUCGUUUCAUGGACAGCUCAUCUAUUGCCAUGUCCGCAGACGCUAGAAUCCCAAUCAAGUGGAUGGCGCCAGAGGUUUUCUCGGAGCAGAGAUAUUCCAGCAAAUCGGACGUGUGGUCGUUCGGAGUGUUAUUGGUGGAGAUUGUGACCUAUGGGAAGAUGCCGUUUCCAGAGAUAACCAAUGAGCAGUACGUGAGGGAAAUGCUGAGGGAGGGGGGGACCCUGCAGCCCCCCAGGGACGCUCCCGACAACGUCUCCUACAUUAUGAACAUGUGCUGGCGCCGAGCGGCCCCCACCCGGCCCACCUUUGCCGAGCUGGAGCGCCUCAUCAUGGACCUCCUGACCUUCAGUGAAGAUGUGGUGCAGUGACCAAUGGGAGAGGGGCCCACCCAAGGCAUGAUGGGAAGGGACCAUAACAUGGCACCGGGGGCUCUAACACACGGAAUUCCUAUUUCUCUGAACCAAAGUGGCCCCAGGGCCCAAGAUCCUGAUCUGCAAUGAGCCGAGGGGGAGUGGCUUAGUGGGCGUGGCUUCUAUACCCUCCCCGUCCAAUCAAAUCUGCCCAGUGGGGGGGGUUAUUCUGUGCCAAUGGGGGGACCCAGGGGCCACAUACAGACAAGACAAGAGCAAUAUCAGCAGGCAGGAAUACUGGCCACCUGUUUGAAAGGGGGCGGGUAGGG